Dacryopinax primogenitus is the source of this 1185-nucleotide messenger RNA. Its product is annotated as SCA7-domain-containing protein. NCBI's taxonomy places the organism in Eukaryota, Fungi, Basidiomycota, Dacrymycetes, Dacrymycetales, Dacrymycetaceae. Gene Ontology annotation, biological process: RITS complex assembly; regulation of transcription by RNA polymerase II; regulatory ncRNA-mediated heterochromatin formation. The record is from RefSeq and is a predicted model, not a curated record. Gene Ontology annotation, cellular component: SAGA complex. The coding region runs from base 1 to 1185 and encodes 394 amino acids. The transcript has 5 exons.
AUGGCCUCCAAGGUCCCAGCGCCCAAGCGGCGAAAACAACAUCCCAUGCUCGUGCCCUCCAGCGACGGGGACGACUCACCCGAACCGUGGCCAAAGCUCGAGCAGCAGUUGUUGGAGCUGGAUGCGAACUACAAGCAUCCGGAGAAGAUGAUCUCCAACCCGAAUGUGUGGCUUCCCGAGGGGGAUAUGCACGUUUUUGGUGCGGCGCCGAUGCAUGAUGAGCUGGAUGUCCGGGUGUGUAAGGACUGUGGGAAACCGGUACUUGCGAGUGCUGUGGCGGCGCAUCUUGAGAACUGCAAGAAGAUCAAGGCACUACCUGCACCUAAACAGUCCGCUAAGGCAAAGAAGACGGAUACGAAGCCCAAAGUUAGCCCAGCUAAGAAUGGGAAGAAGCGGAAGGCCGAGGAGGACGGGGAUGACGAGGAAUUGGAUGAUACACCUCCGAAGAAGAAGACGAAGAAGGAGAAUAAGCCUCCUGGGGAGACAGGCAAAGGCGGACGAUUCAAAGGCCCGAUCAACCUCGAUAUCCACUGCGGUGUCAUCAAUGACAAGGGUGUGCCUUGCUCCCGCAAGCUCACGUGCAAGUCUCAUGCUAUGGGUCCCAAGCGUGCGGUCGUCGGCCGCAGUCGACCCUUUGACGAGCUGCAGCAGGAGAUGCUCCGUCUUAACCCGAAGUACAAGGAACCCAUGAAGCGGAAGUCGAAGGAGGAGAAGGCUGCUGAGAAAGCCAAAGAGAAGGAAGAGAAGCGGCUGGAGAAAGAGCGCGAGAAGGGGCUCAAGAACGAGGAGAAGGCUAAGCUUGCGGCGGGCAAGGCGGCGCUCAAGGCCACUACUACUACUGCCGUCAAGCCCGGUCUGGGAGGGAAGAAGAAGGGCACGGCUGCUCAGCGGGCGGCCGCCGCUGCGGCCGAAGCGGCUGAGCUGGAGGCGGAGAAACAGCUCGAUUCGGAAGAAGAGGUCGACUCGCUCGUGCUCGUCGCCCAGCGGCUCAAGAAGCUCGCUCAACCGAUCACCCCCGUACCUGGAGCGCCGUGGUUUUUUCUGCAACGUAUGGCCAACUAUGCACCGUGUAGGGAUGAGUUGCUCGAGGCUCUGGGGGGUGGCCAGGCCCAGACGAGGGUCAACAUGAUGGGAGGUGUUCCUCAGCACGGAAUGACCUUGCAACAGGCUGCGGCAGCCAGUUGA